AUAUAAAAUAUAAAUAUAAUAAUAUAUAAAGAAAUGAGCAAUAACGUGAUUAUAGCUAGUGCUGCUUUCAUAGUUAUAUCUGAGGGCUCCAAAAAAAAGCGUAAAUGUUGGAUGUCAGAGUUUCUGAAUAAAAGAAAUUGUAUAUGCACACCGCUUUUUAAAGAACUGGAUGUUAAACGCUUUCAUAACUUCUGUCGGAUGUCUGAAAUGGACUUCGAUAAGAUUUUAAAAUUGAUAUCUUCUAAAAUAUCGAAAGAAGAUACAAAGUUUAGAAAAAGUAUAACUCCAGCAGAAAGACUGGCAGUCACCCUCAGAUUUUUGGCAACUGGGGAUUCAUUUACCAGCUUGGAGUAUUUAUUUAGAAUAUCGAAGCAAUCUAUAUCCAAAAUUGUACCUGAAGUUUGUUCGGCUUUGCUCGAAGCAUUGAAAGAAUAUGUGAAGACGCCUAUUUCUCCUGAAGAAUGGUGCGCUGUUGCUAAAGUAUUUGAACAGAAAUGGAACUUCAACAAUUGUAUCGGAGCUAUAGAUGGAAAGCACUGUGUUCUUCAAGCUCCAUUUCAUUCAGGAAGCGAUUACUUCAACUACAAAUCUUCUUUUAGUAUUGUUCUUCUGGGUAUUGUGGAUGCAGAAUAUAAAUUUUUAUAUGCUAACGUAGGUUGCCAAGGAAGAAUAUCAGAUGGCGGCGUUUUUAAUAACAGCGCUUUCUACAAAUAACUUAAAAAUGAAACU
Molecule: messenger RNA, 729 nt
Organism: Teleopsis dalmanni
Lineage: Eukaryota; Metazoa; Arthropoda; Insecta; Diptera; Diopsidae
Exons: 2
Coding region: 34-714 (226 amino acids)
Source: RefSeq, a predicted model, not a curated record